Molecule: messenger RNA, 222 nt
Organism: Hydatigera taeniaeformis
Lineage: Eukaryota; Metazoa; Platyhelminthes; Cestoda; Cyclophyllidea; Taeniidae
Source: the annotation of a GenBank genome assembly
GCGUCAUCUUCAGCGUCAGCAUCGUCGUCCUUCCUCCUGGAAGACUUUCGCGGCAGUGGUGGUCCUCCAGAGGUGAAAAUUAAACCCCCUCUACCAUCAUCCUCAUCCACCUCGACAUCGGUGCAGUCCGUUGAGGCGGGACUCUGUGUGGAGGGGCUUUUGGGCACUGAUUCUAACGGUAGUCGUACGUUUCGUCUCUAUCCUUCUCUUGACUAUUAUUAA